AUGUCGGCUCCUGCGUUGUCAGCGUCAGAAGAACGUCCACGUGGCACCUCCACAUUGAUCUUCUGGUUAAGGCAGGGGAAUAGCUCCAGGAAGGAGAGGUCAGGCGGAGCAUCGUGUCCGUCGGAUGUGCCUCGAGUGGACGAUGAAUACGAGAUCCAACGGCUGAGGAAAUCGAAGGUGAAGCGCAAGGCAGAGGCGAGCACAGGGGAUGACGAGCACAGAAGCAUUGAGGAACAGCAGGAGCUGGCGCAUCAGCGGGUGGAGCAGCAGGGGCUGGGGCAGCAGGAGCGAGAGCAAGAGCAAGAGCAAGCACGGCAGGAGGGGCUGGAGCAGGGGCGGGAGCAGGCAGGGCAGUUGGAGCAGAAUAUCGAGAGGCGUGGUGAGGAUGAGCGGCAGGAGGGUGUGCACGAGGGGCGAGAUCAGACGCACUCGCUGCGAUUGCAGGAGGAGCUUCCGACAAGUCCGAGAGAGCAUUCGACAAGUCCGAGAGAGGCCCAUACUCUGCUGGAACAGCUGGGUUCGGAGCGGCCGGAGCAGCUGCUGCAGCAGCGGCCGCAGCAGAAACAGCAGCAGCAGCAGCAGCGGCAGCGGAAGCAGGUGCAGGCGUGUUUGGACUUUGGGCAGAAGGACCUGCUGCACACCACGUGCCGUGUGUGCGGAUUCGUGUUUGCUAAAGGUCUCAAGGCGGACGAGAUGGCACACGAUGCACACCACAGAUUGUUCUGCGGCACUGUAAUAAUUCAGAAGGACCUGCUGCACACCACGUGCCGUGUGUGCGGAUUCGUGUUUGCCAAGGGGCUUAAAGCGGACGAGAUGGCGCAUGAGGCGCAUCACAAGCUGUUCUGUGGCACUGUCACCAUCCAGGGGCUUAAAGCGGAUGAAGCAGCACAUGACGCACAUCACAAGCUGUUCUGUGGCACUGUCACCAUCCAGGGAUGGAGGAACGAGCGCGUUGUGCACACUGUUUCAGAGAGCACUAGGGACACACGCAACGCAUGCUCCACAGGAGCAGGGGCCGCAGAGACCGCAGCAGGCAGAAUAGUGCUCAUCACCCACGCAGACUGCACAGCUGUGCAGCUGGCAAAGGUGCGUUACUGUGCGCUUGACAGCGGUGCUAUCUGUGCACUGCAGUGCACUGUGCUGCGCGGCAGUGUUGGAGAGGGCAAUGGGUGUGAGUCCCACGUGGCUGCUGCUGGCACUUUUCUCACCUCUUUCGCCUUGCCUCUCUGCGCCCUAUCCCCUUAUCGUACCAUCCAGAUGCAAGAAAUAGCGGCGGUACUGGAGAGGGGAAUGGGUGUGAGCCCCACGUGGCUGCUGGGCGGCCAAUGGAAGGCGUAUCUAUACAUUCGUGGGAGGCAGCUGGUGGGGUGCCUUCAUCUCCUAUGUCCAUGCCUGCUCACUCUCCCCGUCUUUCCUCUCACUUUCCCCUCGCACCCGCUUGAUUGGCCACCUUCCUUCCCCCUCUCCCCACCCCCUUUGCCUGCCGAGUACAUCACCUUUGCCUGCUCACUCUGCCCAUCUUGCCUCUCCAUCUUGCCUCACCAUCUUGCCUCUCCAUCUCUCACUGCCUCCUCCCCCACCUCCUUCCCCCCCUCCCGCUGCCUGCCACACAUCCCCCCCACCACAGCGUCUCCUUCCCCUAUGCCUGCACGCUCUCACCAACCAACUCCCCACUUUUUUUCCCCUUUGUCAACCACCCCCCUUUUCCCCCUCCCCUCCCAACUGGCCCACCCCUGGCCGCUCUUGCUUGGUGUUCAUUCCACUGCACCAUCGCCUUCCCCUAUGCCUGCUCUCUCAAGGAUCGAUUCCUCUCAUUUCUUGCCCGCACCCCCUUUCCUGGUCAUGUCUCAAUUCUCCAUCCCCCCAUCCCAUUGUCUUGCCAUCCCCCCAUCCCAUUGUCUUGCCAUCCCCCCAUCCCAUUGUCUUGCCAUCCCCCCAUCCCAUUGUCUUGCCAUCCCCCCAUCCCAUUGUCUUGCCAUCCCCCCAUCCCAUUGUCUUGCCAUCCCCCCAUCCCAUUGUCUUGCCAUCCCCCCAUCCCAUUGUCUUGCCAUCCCCCCAUCCCAUUGUCUUGCCAUCCCCAUUCCACCGCAGCAUCUCCUUCGCCUAUGCCUGCACGCUCGCACUGACUCAGAUCGCAUUCUCGCAGCCAACCGAGUCAGGCAGGGCCUUCACUGCUGCGCCUGA
This is a messenger RNA of Closterium sp. NIES-65, 2184 nucleotides long. NCBI's taxonomy places the organism in Eukaryota, Viridiplantae, Streptophyta, Zygnematophyceae, Desmidiales, Closteriaceae. The record is from the annotation of a GenBank genome assembly.